AUGGGGGAGUUACCUGCUCAUUGUCAACCCCAUCAUCAGCAACAAGCGCCUGACAAAGGUGCUGAUGAAGGGGGUAGCAACUUCAACAUCUUGUAUGUUGAGACCUUCGACGCCAUGGGCAUCUCGCGGUCUAAACUCCACACCUCCAUUUCCCCCUUCCUUGCUAUCAUCUCGGGCAUGAGGGCGUACCCCCUGGGGAACAUAGACCAACCGGUCAUGUUCGGCGACCACAACAACUUCCACACCAAGACCCAGAUCUUUGAGGUGGUGGACUUUGAGGGAUCGUACCACGCCAUCCUCGGGCGUCUGUGCUACGCCAAAUUCAUGGCGGUUCCCAACUACACCUACCUCAAACUGAAGAUGCCGGGGCCAAAUGGAGUCAUCACGAUGCCGGGGCCAAACGGAGUCAUCACGGUGAGCGGCUCCUUCGAGCAGGCAUACGCUUACGGUUGGGAGCACUUCGAGCUCGCCACCACCAUCACCAACUCUACUGAGCUCAAAAGGCUCCAUGAGACAGUGAUGGAAGAUGCCCCAGUCCGCAACGAGCCAAUCCCGUCCAGCACCUUUCGCCUGACCAAGGACACCAAGGCGAUCGGGGUUGACCCCAAAGACCCGACCAAGAUCGUGUGGGUCGGCGCCCAACUUCCAGCCAAAUAG
Panicum hallii is the source of this 657-nucleotide messenger RNA. RefSeq lists its product as uncharacterized. The coding region runs from base 1 to 657 and encodes 218 amino acids. Lineage: Eukaryota; Viridiplantae; Streptophyta; Magnoliopsida; Poales; Poaceae. The record is from RefSeq and is a predicted model, not a curated record. The transcript has a single exon.